This is a messenger RNA of Aspergillus tubingensis, 624 nucleotides long. RefSeq lists its product as uncharacterized. Bases 1 to 624 code for a protein of 207 amino acids. The record is from RefSeq and is a predicted model, not a curated record. Lineage: Eukaryota; Fungi; Ascomycota; Eurotiomycetes; Eurotiales; Aspergillaceae. The transcript has a single exon.
AUGCGUUUUACUCCUGUCUUUGCUAUGCUUGCACUUCUCGGCACCGGCGCAAUUGGGGCUGCCGUGGGGCUUCCCCCUCAAGAACCGGACAGCCAUCAGCAACUGUCGCCUGCUAGCGACAGGCCCGAAGAUUUUGACAAGCGGCUUUUCAAGGGUAACCUCCUGUAUCGUGACGUUGAUGAGAAUGAACCUGAGCGUCUUAACAAGCGCGUCUUUGGUGAUAUCAAAUAUCGCCAGCUCGAUGACACCGACCCUGGGAGUCUGGACAAGCGUCUCCACAGGGCCAUCGUCUACCGGAAGUCUGAUGACACUGAACCUGAAAGCCUCGACAAGCGUAAAUAUGCCAAUCUCAACUAUCGCAGUUCCGACGAGACCAAUCCUGAGAGUCUGGACAAGCGGCUUCACAGGACAAUUGUCUACCGCGACUCUGACGACACUGAAAUGGGAAGUCUGGACAAACGUCUCCACAGGGCCAUCGUCUACCGCAAGUCCGAUGAGACCGACCCCGAGAGUCUGGACAAGCGUGUCUUUGGCGAUAUCAAAUACCGCCAGCUUGAUGAAACCGAUCCUGAGAACAUUGACAAGCGGCUUAACAAGGGAAAUAUCUACCGCAGAGAGGCUUGA